UAAACAGGAGCGAGAAGGUUCUCAGUGUAGUGAAAUCGCUCAUGUGUUUAAACAUUUAUACACGAAAUUAGAGGCCGUACCUGAUUUAUUAAUAUAUUAAAUUGUUUGUAAAGUCUUACGGCUGCAGCAGGCUAAUGACUAACGUUAAUCCGGUUGUGUUGUUAGCAACAGGUAUUCAGCGGAGCGGCGGUGCAGUAGAGAACUGAUGGAAGCAUGCAGACUCUACAGAUCGCCUAUAAAGAUGAAGGGAAAUUAUGGCACCGCAGACCAGUGCCAUCUAAUAAUGGGAUCCUGCUGUCUGUUAUUCGCAGUGCAGCUGCUCACCACAGUAAGACUGUUCGCUUCCUCCAGGUGGCAUUCGACACUACGGGGGAGGCUUUUCUUGCCGGUGAUCACCAUGGGAAUAUCUACGUGUUUGAUAUGAGCAGAAAUGGAUUUAAGCUGAUCCAGAAAACAGGGCAAGCCUGCACAGCCCUGGCUUUCAACCUGCGCAGAACGACUGAGUACCUGGUUGCCCUUUCCGAUUAUUCCAUCAAGUGCUUUGACAAAGAAACCAAACAGUUGGUGAGCUGGAUGAGGGGUCAUGAGGGUGCCGUGUCCUCUCUGUCAGUCCAUGGUUCAGGCCGCUAUGCUAUCAGCACAUCCUCAGACACUGCUCAGCUUUGGGACUUGGAUACAUUUCAGAGGAAGAGAAAACUCAAUGUGCGCCAUUCUGUGGGAAUACAAAAGGUGUUUUUUCUGCCACUGGGUAACACCAUUCUGAGCUGUUUUACCGACGACUCCAUCUUUGCUUGGGAAAGCGACACGCUAUUUUGCAAAUAUCAGCUUCCAGUUCCACAGGAGGGACCCCGGAUACACUACAAGGCAUUUGCUGUAACACAAGAUGGAAAGACCCUGGCUGCAGCUGGGCGCUCAAACCUUAUUCAUUUGUGGAGUUUGGACAGCCAACAGCUCUUGAAGAUAAUACAGAUGCCACAAGAAGUGCGAACUGUGAGGCACCUCGACUUCCUGCCAGACAGUUUUGAUGGAGGCUCCAGCCAGGUCCUGGGUGUUUUGAGCCAGGACGGUGUCAUGCGCUUUAUCAACAUUCAAACCUGCAAGCAGCUCUUCGAGAUCGGCUCUCACGGUGAUGCAGUUAACUCGGCCGCUGUUGGUCCUAAAGGCCGCCACGUUGCGGCAGUGAUGGACUCCGGUGCUCUGAGAGUGUACAGCGUGCAGGCUCUCACUCAAGAAAUCAACAAGCCUCCACAAUCAUUAGUGAAAACGGUAAGUUCAGGAACAAACGUGGACACUUCAUGCUUAAAGAUGAAGGUGCACGCUGGAGCUGUGCUUCGACCAGCCAAAACAUCUGCUCGCAAACGACGCACCAAAACUCUCCGCCCUCCAGCUGUUUACACACCGGAGAACAAAGAGAAUGAUUUGCCAGGUGGCCUGAAUAAGAAGCAACUUCAGGGAUUACUCCGAACAUUUGGAGAGUAUCCAGAGAAAUACAGGAUGUUCAUUUGGCGUUCUCUGCUGCAGCUCCCUGAGAAUCAUGCCGUAUUCAGCAGUUUAACAGAUAAAGGCCUGCACUCUGCGUAUACGCGUCUGCAUGAGCGCUACCCAAUCAAGAGCCACAAACUGCAGAGGGGACUCCAGAGAGUCCUGUCCUCUCUGGCUCACUGGUCAGCCAUCUUCGGUGAAGCAGAGUAUCUUCCGUUGUUGGCAUUUCCUUUUGUCAAGCUCUUUCAGAACAAUCCUCUCAUCUGCUUUGAAGUUGUGGCUACUGUCAUCGUGAAUUGGUGCCAGCAUUGGUUUGAGUACUUCCCCAAUCCCCCACUCAACAUUCUGAGCAUGGUAGAAAACGUCCUGGCGCAUCACGACAAAGAGCUGCUGGGCCAUUUUGUCGACUGUGGUGUCACAUCCCAGAUAUAUGUGUGGCCUCUCCUAGAAACUCUGUUUUCUGAGGUGCUGACCAGAGACGAAUGGUUAAAGCUGUUCGAUAACAUUUUCUCCAAUCACCCUUCAUUCCUUCUGAUGUCCGUGGUUGCCUACGUGACCUGCUGCAGAGCGCCGUUACUCCUUUGCACUCAAAAGGAUGACUUUGUGUACUUCUUCCAUCAUCGCAACAAUAUAGACAUGAGCGCUAUGCUGAAGGAGACGUACCGGUUGAUGGAGCUGACCCCAGCGGACCUGCACCCGAGCUUCAUGCUGGCUGACUUUGAGCCUCUGACACCUGGUCAGUAUCCAAUCUUUAACAAGUAUCCCACGUUUAUAGUGGAGUACCAGUGCCAGGAACGGGAGCGAAUCCGUCAGCAAGAAGUGGAAUAUCUCAGAGAGAGACAGGCACUUCAGGAGCUACGUGCUGAGGCAGUGAGACAGAAGGCUGAGGAUGAAGCCUGGUACACACAACAGGAGCUGCUCCAGCAAGCCGAGGAACAACGCAGAAGAAUCCUGCAAGAGGAGGAGAGCAAACUUGCCCAACAGAGAACCAGGUUGGCUGCUAUGAAGCGAGAGUUGAAGGUGAAAGAGCUCACCCUGCUCGAUGCUGCCAGGAUGCGUUUUCUCAAGCACCAGCAGAAUCAGCGCAAGAUGGAGCUCAGUCGCCUGGAUGAUGAAAUCCAGAGAAAGGUGGCAUUGCAAGACCAAGAGACUGCUAUGGCUGUGCAGGAUAUGGAAGUGAGGCAAAUGGAGCUGGAUGCACAGCGGAGAUUGUUUGAGCAGCAAUUGGCCAAAGAACACGAGUGUGUGAGCAAAGAAGUAAGAGCAGAAGUGGAUGCGCGGCGACGAAGAGCUGAGAUGGAGGAUUUAGCGUUUCACAACCUCCUUCAGAAAGACAGUGAUCUCGGCCAGGAAACCAGAAGGGUGCUGGAGGAGUCUCUAGCGGAAGCGGAACAACUAGACGUGGAUGCCGAAUGGCAGACCGAAGUGAUCAGGCGAUUAAAGCUGGCAGAGGAAGAGAAGGAGAAGCAGAGACAGCAGCUGGCCAGACUCAGCCGUGAAACCCAUGCUAAGGAGGAGCAGCUUGUUCAGAUGAUGAUGGAAGUGGAGGGCAACCAUUGGAAUAAUGUGGAAGCUAAGCAGGCCAUGUUGAACGAGGAAAAGCAGGUAACACCUGCUGCAGACACCCAACAGACGUCACCCGUCUCCCAGCAUCUAGAUGAGAUAACACAGCAUCAGAACACACCUAGGAGGAGGAGUCAAGCAGAGUCUUUGAAUCUGCAGCGGGAAAGGAGGCUUCGCUCUCCGUACUCUUCACGGGAACAUUUUCAAAAGUCAGAAAGUCCACAGGAUGAUCCCAAGAACAACCAGUCUCCUUCAGACAACUCCACAUGCUUUUCUCUAGAGCGUGCUCGGGGUAGGCUGGACCACGAGGAGAGGGAGUUGCUGCAGGAAGUCAGAGAGCUCCGAAAGAAGCUGGCAGCUCGAGCUAGAGCUGCAGACUACACUAUGUACUCAGCAAGUUCCCAUCAAUCCCACUGACGAGGCCACCAGCACCAGGACUGUGACUGGGCAGGAAUCUAUCAAGACAGGGACUGACUUUAUCCAGUGACUGCAUCAGUUGCUCAGACUAAAAUAAAGCCACUGCUGCACAACACGUUUUACAAAUGGUCCACACAUUAAACAGAUCAUAAAGCACCAUCAAUUUUACUAUGAAGUCUUUGCAUGAAACCUGUUUUCAUUUUAUUAUUUAAUUUUUUUUUAUAAAUCUGUCCAUGUUGGACAAGUUUUAGAUGUGUUUGAGUGGGAAACAGUGAGCUUACAACCACCUCCUAUAAAAUAGCAAUGGUGAGAGUGCAAUAUCUGCCUCUUCUUACUUUGUUCAAGAAAUUAAAAAAAUGUGUGUGAGUUUAAUUUAUUUAGAAUGGAAAGACUUUUCUUCUUCAAAUCUUAACUAAUAUGAAUUGCUUUCAGUUUUUACACUACAAUCUUAGUCCAUUGUGUUUCUUUUUGUCACAUUUUUCUCACAUUUUCACUGUAUCAUUCUUAAUUACAAUGAAAUAAAAUGCUACUAAAUUGGGAGGAAAAUGUAUUAAUUUUGAAAAGUGCUGUUCUGUUCUGGAUAUAUUCUGGAUUCUAUUGUUGCAUGUCUGCCAAUGUUAAACCAGAGCUCUUCAUAAUGUGUAUAAAGCGUCUGUAUGAAUUGAGAAUAGACUCGGGUAGUUGAUCUGAUACCUAAUGGAGUAAUGUAUUGUGUGGUUUAAUAAAGGAAAUGGUCUUUUCUUUA
Messenger RNA from Silurus meridionalis, 4207 nucleotides. It is a transcript of the gene tbc1d31, whose product is annotated as TBC1 domain family, member 31. NCBI's taxonomy places the organism in Eukaryota, Metazoa, Chordata, Actinopteri, Siluriformes, Siluridae. Bases 214 to 3462 code for a protein of 1082 amino acids. Gene Ontology annotation, cellular component: centrosome. Gene Ontology annotation, molecular function: protein binding. The transcript has 22 exons. The record is from RefSeq and is a predicted model, not a curated record.